AUGGCGAUGAAACCAGAGAACCCCGACUUCACAUAUUACUACCUUGGCCUUCCCGGAAAUCCCAAAUUAUUGGCACGAAGCAGCACUAUACCAUGGGAGGGUAUACCCAUAGUUGAUACGCCAGGUGGACAUGAGGGGCCUCGCGGUCAAGCAGCCAAACUCGCCUUCGUUAUUACGCACCACCCUCUCCGCGGAAAGCUUGAUAACGGCCUACGCGAUAAUAUUAGACACGUGCUAGCUACUAUGCAACCGUGUAGGUGGAUAUCGGUAGAUUACCUAAGGAUUGGGUACAAUGAAGUUGAACAGAACAAUCCUGUUGUGAUCCUUGUUACUGCUGAAGAGGAUCAGGUGCCACGAGCAGAAGCAGAGAGGGUAGUUGGCGCUAUAUCUUCGGAGUGCAGGAGGGCUGAUUUACCCGACGUAGAGGUGGAGGUUAAAGAGGGCCGCCGAGCAGAACUCGCAGGGGGACUCCCGAGUGAUGAACCACUGAUUCAUCCAAUCGAUUAUCCUCUCGUUGGGGCCUCCAUUGCAAUAGCCCAGAAACACACUACUGUACUCGGCGGCUGCGGUACACUCGGCGGCUAUGUCUUAAUAGAUGGUAAAGUCAUGGGGCUUACUAACCACCAUGUCGCAUUCGGAUCGUCACGCCUUGAAGCCUUCCCUACCCAGGAUGAGGCGCCCGCGGGCGUUUCGUAUACCAUUCUUCAGCCAGCGGGGAAAGAUAUUGAAACUAAAGCUAGCCUCCUCAAGCACCACAUUAAAAUUUUGGAAAAAGACCUAGCCCGGGCCCUGGUGAGUACUACGCGAAACCCAGCCAGUUACCAACAGCGAAUUUCAGAUGUCAAGCGCGAGUUACAGAGCUUAAUGGAAUGGACACCUGAAAAGUCUACCCUCGGAAAACGCUGGAGGAGUUCCGGCAUACGAAUCCGGAAUGGAGCUAAGGAUCGUCGUUUUAGGCUGGAUUGGCCUUAA
This is a messenger RNA of Venustampulla echinocandica, 972 nucleotides long. RefSeq lists its product as uncharacterized. The transcript is spliced from 2 exons. The record is from RefSeq and is a predicted model, not a curated record. NCBI's taxonomy places the organism in Eukaryota, Fungi, Ascomycota, Leotiomycetes, Helotiales, Pleuroascaceae. Bases 1 to 972 code for a protein of 323 amino acids.